AUGAAGUCCACCUUCGUCUCCGCGAUCGUGCUGCUUGCCGGCCAAGCCGCGGCUCAUAUGGCCAUCACUUACCCGCCGCCUCUGCGAUCCAAGCAGAACCCCUUCGCCGGCCAGGACAUUGACUACAGCAUCACCAGCCCUCUGAGCGCUUCUGGCAGCGACUUCCCCUGCAAGGGCACCUUGAACCUCCUCGGAACCGCUGCAGCCUCUCCCGUCGCUACCUGGCAGGCCGGCCAGCAGUACAACAUGACCAUCGCCGGCGGUGCCAACCACAACGGCGGUAGUUGCCAGGCUUCCCUCUCCUUCGACAGUGGCAAGACCUUCACCGUCAUCCACAGCUACAUCGGUAACUGUCCUGUCGCAGGCACCUCGUCUCUCACCUUCACCUUGCCUGCCGACACCCCCUCUGCCAAGGACGCCCUCUUCGCCUGGACUUGGUUCAACAAUGUCGGUAACCGAGAGUUCUACAUGAACUGCGCGGUCAUCACCACCACCGGCGGAGGCGGCAGCGCUUCCACUCCCUUCGCCAGCCGUCCUCAGAUCUUCAAGGCCAACAUCGCCAACGGCUGCAGCACUGUCGAGGGAUCUGACGUUCUGUUCCCCAACCCCGGCCCUCCUGGAGACGUCACCAACGCCGGCACCAAGACCGCUGCCCCCGUCGGCACCUGUGACGUCGCAGUCGGUGGUGGCAGCUCUGGAGGUGGUAGCAGCAGCUCUCCCAGCAGUUCUGCCAACGCUGUCGCUCCUGCCCCGUCCGCUCCGGCCGCUUCUCAAGUCUCUCAGCCGAGCUCCCAUAAAUCUCACCCAUGUCUCACCCAUGUCACUGUGAUUAUGCUGACUCCCAUUAGCCCUGGCGGCGUCUUCCUCACUGUCCCGGCCUCUAGCAACUCUGCCGUUGCCUCUGCCCGACCGACCACACUCGCGACCGUCAGCAUUCCGGCUUCACCCAGCGAAGAGUGCACUGAAGGAUCUGCGGCACCCACCGCCAUGCCUGCUCCCACUUCGGCAGUCGUUCCCUCAGCCGCCCCCUCGGCUGCCCCCUCUGCCGCUCCAUCCGCAGCUCCUUCGCCUGGCGCCGGAUCUGGUGAUGCUGCUGACGGCUCCAUGACCCCCGGCAAGGCCUGCACCCCCGAGGGCCAGUGGAACUGCGUCUCCGGCACUCAUUUCCAGCGCUGUGCCUCUGGACAGUGGUCGGUGCUCAUGAGUAUGGCUCCUGGCACCAAAUGCCAGUCUGGCACAACCGAGGUCCUGGUCUGGCAGAAGAAGAGAGCCCACGGUCGCCGCUCCCUCCGCGCUAGACACCACAUCUAA
This is a messenger RNA of Colletotrichum acutatum, 1311 nucleotides long. RefSeq lists its product as uncharacterized. The transcript is spliced from 3 exons. The record is from RefSeq and is a predicted model, not a curated record. Lineage: Eukaryota; Fungi; Ascomycota; Sordariomycetes; Glomerellales; Glomerellaceae. Bases 1 to 1311 code for a protein of 436 amino acids.